AUGAAGAAGGAAUUAAUAAGUCUGCUCAAGCAAUACAUCGAUGUAUUUGCUUGGUCUUACGAUGACAUGCCUGGAUUAAGCACUGAUAUCGUCUCGCAUCGACUACCAACUAACCCUGCGUGUCUGCCUGUAAAGCAAAAGACGAGGAAAUUCAAACCCGAUUUGAGUUUGAAAAUUAAGGAGAAAGUGACCAAACAAAUAAAAGCCAACGUCGUGAGGGUCACAACUUAUCCCACCUGGCUGGACAAUACCAUGCUAGUACUGAAAAAGGAUGGGAAGAUAAGAAUAUGUAUGGAUUAUCGGGAUCUCAACAAGUCUAGUUCGAAAGAUGAUUUUCCUCUCCAAAACAUUCACAUUCUUAUCGAUAACUGCGCAAAACAUGAGUUGCAGUCAUUUAUUAAUUAUUUUAUGGGAUACCAUCACAUCUUGAUGAACGAGGAUGAUGCAGAAAAGAUAGCCUUUAUCACUCUAUGGAGAGUAUACUGCUACAGGGAUGCCGCCAUCGGAUGGACUGAAGAAUGUCAGAAGGGUUUUGACAAAAUUAAAGAGUAUUUGUCUAAGCCACGAAUACUGGUUCCACCAGAACUGGGAAAGCCGUUGCUGUUAUAUCUAUCUGUUAGGGAUAAUGUAUUUGGAUAUGUGUUAGGGCAGCAUGAUGAUACAGGGAGGAGAGAGCAAGCCAUUUAUUACCUGAGUAAGAAGUUCACACCAUGUGAAGCUAGGUAUACAUUGUUGGAGCGGACUUGUUGCGUAUUGACUUGGGUCGCGCAAAAGUUAUGGCACUACCUGUCUGCGUAUACCACGUACUUGAUCACAAAAAUGGAUCCACUCAAGUACAUCUUUCAGAAGCCAAUGUCUACUGGAAAAUUGAAAGCUGUCAAAGGACAAGCUUUGGCUGAUUACUUCGCAGAAAAUCCAGUGGAUCAAGAUUAUAUGCCACUCAAUACCUACUUUCCUAAUGAAGAGGUGUUGUUUGUAGGAGAAGACAUCUCAGAGCCGUAUGAUGGAUGGAUAAUGUUCUUCGAUGGAGCAGUGAACUUCAAAGGAGUCGGAAUUGGAGCAGUCCUAGUUUCAGAAAUAGUUCAACAUUAUUCGAUAUCAGCGAAGAUUAGGUUUCCUUGCACGAAUAACAUAACAUAA
This is a messenger RNA of Capsicum annuum, 1140 nucleotides long. RefSeq lists its product as uncharacterized. The transcript has 3 exons. The coding region runs from base 1 to 1140 and encodes 379 amino acids. NCBI's taxonomy places the organism in Eukaryota, Viridiplantae, Streptophyta, Magnoliopsida, Solanales, Solanaceae. The record is from RefSeq and is a predicted model, not a curated record.